AUGGAUUUAAGUAACUCAUUAUAUUCAACGGAACAACUGAUUGAACCAAAACCAUCUCAUACUAUAUUUAUAUUAUAUUGUGAAUUUUCUACAAAACGUGCACCACAAUUAUUUUAUCUUUUACGUAUUCAUGACAGAGUAUUACAUUUCACUUCAUAUCCUGCAUUAAAAUAUCCAUUUCUUCUUCUUCUUCUUGUUGUUGUUGUUGUAUUAUUUAGCUACACUCAUUUAACAUCAAAACCAUUUUCAUGUUCAAUAUGUCAUCGAGGCUUUUGUCAAUCACGUUCAUUAGAAAAUCAUAAACGUUCAAACCAUCCAAUUAAAAAAGAUGAAACCGGUACAAAAUUCAAUGAUAAUCAUUCGACUAGAUUGAUUUAUACAACAGCUAAUAUUAUUCCUAUAAAUGACAUGAAUACCAGUACUACUACUACUACUACUCAUAAUAAUAAUAAUAAUAAUAAUAAUAGUAGUAGUAGUAGUAGUACUAGUACUAGUACUAGUCCAAAAAAUUCCGAAGAUGAUGAAGAAGAAGAAGAAGAACACGAAAAACAAGAACAACAACAUGAUGAUGAUGAUUCUGAAGUGUUCUAUUUAUACAAUAAAGAUAAUCGGGAUAGUGAAUUUACUCAACAAUUUGUACGUUUAUGUAAAUUAUUACCUCAAAUGACAAAUGUCAAACCAACAUCAUCAUCAUCAUCGUCGUCUAUGCAAACAAUCGGUAAUAAAACUGAUAUUCUAAAUUUACUACGAUUUUAUAAACAAACUAAUAAACAAUGGUUACAACCAAAGAAAUCCAUCGAAUUGAAUACAAAUUUACAUGUUGGUCUACAUGAUUCAUUAGUUCAUUUAAUUCAUAAUGAUGAUGAUAAUAAUGAUUAUGCCGACAUAACUAGUGCAACAACAUUUAAUGAAGCUAUUUUCAAAGCAUCUAUUGAAUGUUAAAAUGCUGAUACACUACCUAAGCAUCGUCAACUUUACUGGAUUGAAUUAUUUGAAAGAGUAUGAGGAAGGCAGUAAAGGAAAAUCAAUUUAAAGGAGAAAAUAAAGUUUAACUAAAAUCAUACAUCUAAAGAUACUACUUAUUUACUUAUUAUCAAAUGAACAUAUUAUGAUAUUUACAAACAUGUAAAUAACAUUUAAUGCUGUAUUCUAUUUAUCAUAGUUCUUGUUUCUAUAAAAAGAUUAUGAAAAG
This is a messenger RNA of Schistosoma haematobium, 1192 nucleotides long. RefSeq lists its product as uncharacterized. The transcript has 4 exons. The record is from RefSeq and is a predicted model, not a curated record. Bases 1 to 942 code for a protein of 313 amino acids. Lineage: Eukaryota; Metazoa; Platyhelminthes; Trematoda; Strigeidida; Schistosomatidae.